AGGAGGCGGGACGUUUGGUUGGUACAGUAGCAGAAUUGGCCAACCGCCAGCGUGCAUCACUGUUGAGGCCACAGAGUCUACAGCUGCAAACAUGACCAUAUUGUGUCUGUAUUCACAACUACAGCUUUUAGUAUCUCCAUAGCUGCACUCUCAAAGGGAAAACAACAUUUUAGCAGUUACUGCUAUUGCUAGCUGCAACAUAAGGCGAAGAAGCUUUAAUGCACUGACAGCCUGAGAGGAACGGUAGGAGAAACCAUGGGCUCUGAUUAGGUUGGCUGUGUGUUGGAGGUUCACAGUGUGGAAAUAAUGUCGUGCAGCAACAGAGAGCUGGUGGAGUUCUUUAUAAGCUACAAACUUUCUCAGAGGAACUACCCAGCCUCUCUGCUGAGGCCAGAGGAUGCUGGUGGAAGGAGUGAGGGAGGCAAGGCCCACUCAUCUUGCAGUAACUGCUUGCUGGCCAACAGCAGGAACGGGGGUGGCCAGCCAGGGACGUCCUCAUCCCCGCAUGCUGCUGUAGAGGCUGUAAAGGAAGCUCUUCGGGACUCAGCAAAUGAGUUUGAACUGCUCUUCACGCAAGCGUUUAGUGACCUUUCCUCGCAGCUUGACAUCACUCCUGACACAGCCUACCACAGUUUUAAGAGUGUGAUGGACGAGGUGUUCAAAGAUGGAGUCAACUGGGGACGCAUAGUGGGUCUGUUUGCCUUUGGUGGUGUACUGUGUGUGGAAUGCGUUGAAAAGGAUAUGAGCGAGCUGGUUUCCCGCAUCGCAGACUGGAUGACCAUGUACCUGGAUGAGCACAUCAGUCCGUGGAUCCAGAGCCAAGGAGGAUGGGACUGCUUUGCUGAGGUUUUUGGGCGAGACGCCGCCGCAGAAGCGAGGAGAUCUCGGGAGACUCUGAGUAGGUGGCUACUAAUUGGAGUGGUGCUGCUAAUGGGAGUAGUGGUUGGCGUGCUCAUCACGAAGAAACAGUGAAGGUGCAGCAUCUCAUUCACCAUAGCACAACAUGUGUAUUGCCACGCCAACAAAAAUAAAACUAAAUAGUUAAUGUUUACAAAAAGCCCAGUCUGCUUGUGCACUGACAGAAAGUGGAUUGGCUAAAGCAGUGUGUGGGAGUAUCUAUAAUAUGUAGCUUGGUGAGCUGUUACACCUCUCGCUUUGUUGUGUGUCUUUUAAUUUUUUUUAACACAAAGCAGAGAUUUUCUGUUGUUAAAGGGUGUCACUCUCCAGACUGGAAUGCUUUAAAUGAACCUGAUAACUAAGAGACAGUGGCACUGAUUCAGCUGGUGUGAUGAGACUGCUAAUUGUCAUUACCCAAGGACCAAUUUUCAUUACAAACUGACAGCUGACAGAAAAUAUAAGUUAUAUUUUCUUUUCACUGUGUAAUGCUCAGCUCCUUUUGUUUGCUGUCCUGAAGUUUUAGGCAUGCUUCAAAAAAUAAAUAUAUAUUUAUGUUU
Molecule: messenger RNA, 1454 nt
Organism: Micropterus salmoides (largemouth bass)
Lineage: Eukaryota; Metazoa; Chordata; Actinopteri; Centrarchiformes; Centrarchidae
Product: bcl-2-like protein 1
Exons: 3
Coding region: 307-972 (221 amino acids)
Biological process (GO): extrinsic apoptotic signaling pathway in absence of ligand; intrinsic apoptotic signaling pathway in response to DNA damage; negative regulation of intrinsic apoptotic signaling pathway
Cellular component (GO): mitochondrial outer membrane
Molecular function (GO): protein homodimerization activity; protein heterodimerization activity
Source: RefSeq, a predicted model, not a curated record